CCAGUCGGUGGCUCGUCUUCUCGCUGAGUUUGGACGCAGUGUCUGUAUCCACAGGACCCGCUCGAGUGUCUGCGCGUGGACGCAUACAGGAGCUAGCACAAAUCUGGUGGAAAGAAACCGAGGGUAGCUUGAAUCCUAGCUGCCAUCCUCACCGGCCGAGGUAAGUUGUGACGUUCUUGAGCCCCGGUUUCUCGCAACUGUCUUCAAUGACGACGCUACUCCGCGGCAAGCGGGCUUUGGUGGUGGGACUCAUGAAUAAGCAUUCGCUCGCUGCUGGGAUCACCCAAUCUCUCCUCUCCAGUGGCGCAAGUGUCGUGGUGUCCUCCAAAAUGCCGUUGAGCGAGAGCCAUAUCAAAAGCUGCGCCUUCCAGAUCCCCAAAGCUACAGGACACGCCUUGCACUUCGAACCGUGCGACGUUGAGAACGACGAGAGCAUCGACCACUUGAUGGAACGUUGUGGGGAGAUUUUCGACGGGGAGUUGGACAUUCUGGUGCAUUCGGUGGCGUUUGCUCCUCGCGAAGCCUUCACCAACGGAUUGCUAAAUACUCCCAGAGCUGCGUGGGCUCAGGCGCUGGACGUCAGUGCCUACAGUUUGGUGGGGCUAGCCAGAGCAGCGAAGCCACUGAUGGCUAACCAAGACGGAGACACAAGAGACCGCAGUGUGCUGGCGCUGACGUAUGCUGGAUCGACUAAGGUGGUACCAAAUUACAAUGUGAUGGGGCCAGCGAAGGCUGCGUUGGAGGCUACGGCGAGACAGCUAGCAUACGAGCUAGGUCCUGACGGAAUCCGAGUCAACUGUCUGAGUCCUGGGCCAAUGAACACUGUGUCGGCGCGUGGAAUUCCCGGUAUCUCGAAAAUGAGAAGGUAUGCUGAGAACCACGCUCCUCUGCGUCGAAACAGCUCGAGUGGGGAUGUUGGAUCCGUCGCUGCAUUCCUCUCGAGCGAUUUGGCUGCGGCUGUCACGGGGCAAACUUUCCACGUUGACGGUGGCUUGAGCGCCAUGGCUCCGUAUGAAUAAACUGU
Phytophthora infestans T30-4 is the source of this 1024-nucleotide messenger RNA. Its product is annotated as enoyl-[acyl-carrier-protein] reductase [NADH], putative. NCBI's taxonomy places the organism in Eukaryota, Oomycota, Peronosporomycetes, Peronosporales, Peronosporaceae. The coding region runs from base 207 to 1019 and encodes 270 amino acids. Gene Ontology annotation, molecular function: enoyl-[acyl-carrier-protein] reductase (NADH) activity. The transcript is spliced from 4 exons. Gene Ontology annotation, biological process: fatty acid biosynthetic process. The record is from RefSeq and is a predicted model, not a curated record.